GUAGAGUGGAGCAGGUGGGCGUUCCUCUGCGCAACACAGCGCUGCUGGAACUGAGCGGAAUCUCUUCUUCUCAGACACUUUCAGCUUGUGCUCGACGCUUUAGUGAAAUGCUGCAGCUGAAUGACAGUGUAGAUCCUGAGAGCCCGGGCGCGGCUAUCUUACACGCGGGGGACUGUGAUGAUGGACUGGAGGUGGCGGCCCGAGCUGGAGCUUCAGUGGCCUGCUGCACCCCGCUACAGACCCUCACGCCUUUCCAUGUUCACAACCCAACCAUGCGAGCUAAAGUCAAAGACUACUUCGUCUUUAGGCCAGGAACCAUAGAGCAGGCAGUCAAUGAUAUCCGCACGGUUGCCUUGCCUUCAGAAGACGGAGAGGUUCUUAGUGUGUGGCUGCUAGCAGAAAUUGAUCACUGGAACAAUGAAAAAGAGAGACUGGUACUUAUAACUGAGAGGUCUUUGUUGGUGUGCAAAUAUGACUUCAUAAACCUCCAGUGUCACCAGGUCAUCAGAAUUUCCUUGAACGCUGUUGACACAAUCUCUGUCGGCGAGUUUGAGUUUCCUCCAAAAUCCCUCAACAAGAGAGAGGGAACCGGAAUCCGUGUCCAGUGGGAUAAGCGACCAAGACCUUCGUUCAUAAAUCGCUGGAACCCCUGGUCCACUGACAUCCCCUUCGCCACCUUCACUGAACACCCCAUGGCACACGCAGAUGAAAAGGUGGCUUCCCUCUGCCAGCUUGAGAAUUUCAAGACCCAGCUCAUCCAGGCUGUGAAAAAAGCCCAUAAAGAAUUCCCUAUCCCAGGACGAGCCAAUGGCGUGCUGAUACUGGAGCGGCCCCUCCUUAUCGAGACUUACCUGGGCAUCAUGUCCUUUAUCAACAAUGAAGCCAAACUGGGCUACGCCAUGACAAGGGGAAAAAUCGGCUUUUAACUACUGAAUUCUCCCUCCAUCUCCGUCAUCCUCCAGUCAAGUGCUGUUUUUGAGUGAUACUGCUACACUCGAGUAUGUGAGUUGAGUACAUACUACUUGUUUUGUUGUUUGUUUGGAUGUAUAUAGCGUGUGAAAUGUGCCAGGCAGUAAGACAUGGUCACUGCAGCAGGAUGUGCCUGGAUUAACCCGAUGCCAAUCUACAUGCCCUCUUCCUCUAUUCACAUGUAGUAAAAAAGCCUUUCUAAUUUGGUCGAAUGAUUUAGAGAGGCAGUUUGUGUCUGUUUUAUGGCAUGCUUUGAUGACCAUUGAAUAUUUUUAACAAAUAUUGUGGCAGUCGACUAGUUUGUAGGUUGAUUUGAAUGACUUAAGGAAGUCUUUUUCAGUUUAGAUAUGUUUAGGGUUCACCUGACCCCACUCUGCUGACUUUCUAAAGGGGGCAUUUAGAUAAUGACAUGUUCUUGCCUUUGAAAACAGCUUGACUGUGUGCACUGGAACAAAACCCUGGGGUUUCGAGAUGCGUUUUUAAAAAAAGUUGAAAAGCUAAAAAAGCCAAUACUAAUAGAAGGAUGCUCAGAAAAACAAAAAACAAACAAACAAACAAAAAUACAUAAUGCAAUGCAAUGACCGAAGACAUAUAUCUGCAUGUGUAUGACUAUAGUGCAGAUUGAAAAAGAAAAAAAAAAAAACAUUUCAAAAGUGUUUUACCAAGUGAACAGU
Molecule: messenger RNA, 1643 nt
Organism: Megalobrama amblycephala (Wuchang bream)
Lineage: Eukaryota; Metazoa; Chordata; Actinopteri; Cypriniformes; Xenocyprididae
Gene: tprg1l
Product: tumor protein p63 regulated 1-like
Exons: 6
Coding region: 108-926 (272 amino acids)
Cellular component (GO): cytoplasm
Source: RefSeq, a predicted model, not a curated record